Molecule: messenger RNA, 875 nt
Organism: Gaeumannomyces tritici R3-111a-1
Lineage: Eukaryota; Fungi; Ascomycota; Sordariomycetes; Magnaporthales; Magnaporthaceae
Exons: 1
Coding region: 75-611 (178 amino acids)
Source: RefSeq, a predicted model, not a curated record
ACACACACACACACACACACACAUUCUCUCUCUCUCUCUCAUUGCACAAACUACUCCCCAACCCAUCAGCAACCAUGAGCUUCAUCUUCUACUCCGGCCCCUCGUCCGACUUCCCUCCCAUGAGCGAGUGGAAGACGUUCGAGGAACUUUUCAACCUCAACAAGCCCGAGAUGCUGCGGACGGGCGACACGGGCGAGGACGUGGGCUGCAUCUGGAACGCGGUGCUCGAGUGCGCCAAGCUCGGCGUCGACGAGCGCGUCGUCUUCGCCAUCAUCAUGCAGGAGUCGACGGGCGACGUGGGCGUCGCGACGACGUGGAACAUGGACAAGCGCGCCACGGCGGGCCUGAUGCAGUGCGACGGGAGCCCCGGCUUCGACGGCCGCCACGGCCUGCCGCAGGCCGACAUCACGGCCAUGGUGCGCGCCGGCACCGAGCACUUCAAGGGGAACCUGCACGAGCACGGGGACAAGUGGGACGCCGACACCAUCUACAAGGCCCUGCGGUCUUACAACUCGGGCCGCUGCGACGCCGACGACCUCAGUAAGGGACUCGGGGCGACCGACGACUAUGUCAGCGAUGUGGCCAAUCGUCUGUGCGGCCGCACCCGCUGAUCUGGAGAUGGGUGUCGACGGAGGGAAGAGAUGUGAUGGGGGUGGUGAGGAACCAAGGGUGGUAAUUUCGGCGAUAGGGUGACGGGUCUCGUCAGGGCGCGGUAGUUCUGGCGCGUAUCCUUCUUGGGGAAUCUUUGAUACCUGGUAUUUGGAGGAGAGCUGAUAACCAGACUUCGUUCAAAUUACGAAGCACAUGGCUGUUCAGUGAGGAGGGAGGAAUUUUGAAUAGCACGCAGAACUUUGGACCAGAAUGCAAUAAUUCCU